UCGUGAAGCUUCCACUUCAAUUGAAAGCGAAACCUACGGCGCGUCACUGGGAGAAUUGAUCAUUGCAAUGAGUUCUGAAGAUCGCGUACAAGUGGCUGCUUCCUUCAUCCUUCAGUCGCCUCCAGGAGAGAUUAACGACGUCUUGAACGAUGUUCGCGUCAUCGUAGAUGAUGACGCGGGAUUAGAGGAAGGCAUUCUUCCUGCCCUUCGAGAAUAUAAUAUCGCCCAGUUCACGACGGUCGAGGUGCCAGGCGAACAUCAUCUGACAAUAGUCAGCGAAUUUGCGCGUAUACCCGACACCGAAGAAGAACGUUUUCUAGACCCACGAUCUAAAACUUCUUUCAUUUUCAACCACUUGACUCUAGAAGCCACAGACCCUCAGUUAGAGGAGCCUUCGGAGGCUGAGCCUCUACGCGCGGCGUUGGAAUCCGCUGCUUUAUCGUACUUGAGCUCACACUACCAUGACGGAGUUGCUACUGUCCUCGCCAUGUCAACCACUCAAUUCGCGGUUCAGAUCGUCUCCAAUAAAUACAACCCAUCAAAUUACUGGGCUGGUAGAUGGCGCUCGCACUAUGAAAUUGACUUUGAGAGUAGGAUCAUACAGGGAAGAGCCCUCGUCAAUGUUCACUACUAUGAACAAGGCAAUGUCCAACUCAGUACAUCGAAUGACUCGUCAAUAUCAAUACCAGCCGCUGUGUCAUCACUAUCUCCUGCAUCAUCGGCAUCUAAGAUAUUUGCACUGAUCGAGGCUGAAGAGUCGCGAUGCCAGACAUCCCUGAAUGAUGCAUAUCAUGAGAUGGGAGAGAAGGCGUUCAAAGGGCUGAGGCGCGCCUUGCCCCUGACGCGACAGAAGAUAGACUGGGAUAAGACUAUGGGAUACAAAUUGGGUGCUGAGCUCACUGCUAGCAAUCGUGCCUUUGGCGCCCAACCUCGAUAGUGGUCAUCAGCAGUUUAUUUACGUCGCCCGCUUUCAAGGGAUACCUCUUGGUUUUCAGUCAUCUGUAGUUGUAUUCCGUGGAAAUGAAAACCAUUUCACUGAAAUAACUCGUAUAUCUAACUUGCAACUUGAGAUUGAAAUUGUAGUCGCGUGUUCAAUAUAAUAUUUGUUCAUUGUUUAA
Molecule: messenger RNA, 1118 nt
Organism: Suillus clintonianus
Lineage: Eukaryota; Fungi; Basidiomycota; Agaricomycetes; Boletales; Suillaceae
Product: F-actin-capping protein subunit alpha
Exons: 8
Coding region: 68-937 (289 amino acids)
Biological process (GO): actin cytoskeleton organization; barbed-end actin filament capping
Cellular component (GO): F-actin capping protein complex; actin cortical patch
Molecular function (GO): actin filament binding
Source: RefSeq, a predicted model, not a curated record